GAGUAUCUGAUUUUAAUCUUCGUGUUGCAUUGCAAACACUUUUGAAAGAGUACUGUGAAGUAUGCAAAUCUCCCAAAGAGAACAAGUUUUGUAGUUUUCUGCAGACAUCUAAGGUUCGCCCUCGGAAAAAAGCAAGAAAGUACCUCUAUGCAGUAGGUGGGUAUACUCGGUUGCAGGGAGGUCGCUGGAGUGAUAGCAGAGCCCUCAGCUGUGUGGAACGCUUCGACACCUUUAGCCAGUACUGGACCACCGUGUCUUCACUUCAUCAGGCUCGAUGUGGGCUGGGAGUAGCAGUGCUAGGAGGGAUGGUCUACGCUAUUGGAGGUGAAAAGGAUUCGAUGAUUUUUGACUGCACCGAAUGCUAUGAUCCAGUAACUAAACAGUGGACAACUGUAGCUUCAAUGAAUCACCCCCGCUGUGGCUUGGGAGUGUGUGUAUGUUAUGGAGCUAUCUAUGCAUUAGGUGGAUGGGUUGGAGCUGAGAUAGGGAACACCAUUGAAAGAUUUGACCCUGAUGAAAAUAAAUGGGAAGUAGUUGGCAACAUGGCUGUGUCACGCUACUACUUUGGGUGCUGUGAAAUGCAAGGUUUAAUUUAUGUAGUUGGGGGCAUCAGCAAUGAAGGAAUAGAGCUUCGCUCUUUUGAAGUUUAUGAUCCACUUUCUAAACGUUGGUCUCCACUUCCUCCAAUGGGAACCCGGAGAGCAUAUCUUGGGGUGGCUGCACUCAAUGACUGCAUCUAUUCUAUUGGAGGGUGGAAUGAGACACAAGAUGCUCUUCAUACUGUUGAAAAAUACUCCUUUGAAGACGAAAAGUGGGUUGAAGUUGCCUCAAUGAAAGUGCCUAGAGCAGGCAUGUGUGUUGUGGCAGUCAACGGUCUUCUGUAUGUUUCUGGAGGUCGAUCGUCUAGUCAUGAUUUCUUGGCCCCUGGUACCUUGGACUCAGUUGAAGUUUAUAACCCUCAUUCAGAUACAUGGACAGAAAUCGGUCACAUGAUCACCAGCCGUUGUGAAGGGGGCGUUGCUGUCCUAUGAAGUAUAAAGAGUAAGAGAGCAGAAGGAGCAUUUUGAAAAUGUAGGAUUUGACCUUUUGGUGAUAGGACCCUACGAUUCUUCUGAGUUUUCCAUGGGUCUGGUACAUGGGUGACUCAAGACUGAUUUUUCUAAAAAUUUCACUGAGAAGAGAUAUGAAAUAAAUCCUAAAUUAAGAGCUCACACAAAUUUGCUAAACUCACCAAUAGAAAUGUUCUUUAUGCCCUAGAAUUGUCUGGUUAAGCAUAGAGUCCUAUUUGUAAAAAUUAUUUGCUGGAAGUUUCUUGGCAGAUAGCCCAUUUAGCUGCUUCUCCAGGCAAUUUCAAGUUGUACAUAAUCUUUGUGUGAUGAAGGAGUGUCAGUGAAAUAGUUUAAAAGCUCUCUGUACAUUCAUGACAGAGCUAGAGCACAAUUCUCCAUGGCCAUAGGUUAACCUACAAAGAAAAGCCAAUGUAGUUAACUUUCUACUUUUAUUUGAGUUCAGGAGUUUUCAUUAGCUCCAAACUUUUUAUUGGCAACAGAUAUACUAAAAGGGGUGUGUAAAAAAUAUCUAGCUAUUUAUAGAGGUAAGUUUUUGAUUGUUGAUGACAACUUAAGAAAAGCUUUAGCUCACUCACAAUUUGUGUCUUGAUUCUGAGAGUAGGGAAUGAAUAGGAAGUCCUUAGUGACAGUCCUUGAUUAUAAUAGGCUAUAUUAGGUGAUAGAGCCCACUAUGCACCAGGCAGGCACCUAGAAAUGUCUGUAUUUUCUAGGUAGUCACCAAAAGGAGCUGUUUGACUUUAGGAAGAAGGAACUUUACUAAAUUAUCCAGCCUCACUAGUUUAACAUGGCCAAAUCGAAUUAUCAGCUUUACAAAGCUAUUGUUUGGUGUGGGGAAGACAAUUCUGGGUGCUUAUACAGUCUCUGACUCAAGUAUAGGUUGAAAGGCCCAUUUAUUCCAAAACUGCUUCUCAAAACGUCUCAUUUUGGGCUGGCCCCAUGACCUAGUGAUUAAAGGAGCUGGAUCUCUGGUUUUAGAAACAGGCCAGGUGUGGGUGCAUACAUACUCAAAAUCCCUAUAGGAGGGAGAAAAGGAGAAGGAAACAUAGCAACCCCGUGGGGGAGUUAUAAAUAUUAACAGCUUAUUUAGAUAGAAAACUUUUGGUCUGCAUUAAAGACUCAGGUAGUACUCAUAUCCAAAAGAUCUGGUUUUGCCCACAAGGAUACUUUCAUAACUUAACUAUAUGCAUGUUUUAGAGAAAACUUAUGUAGACAGAAAGCUCAGUCCCCUUCUCUGGGGUAUCCUGAAAGACAGAAGGGUCACUGAUGCUUGUUUGGAUCUGUAAGAUGUUAAAAGGUGAGUAUCAGGCUCAUUUGUAGACUAUUUCAGUUCUAGCUCGUGUGCCUUUAAUAUUUCUAGUUACGGAGAAUCUGCUUUCUGGUUCAAAACAGAUUGACAAAGCACUCCUAUAAUUUAAUUAUUGUCUAGUACCAAUCUAAAAUGGCACUGUGAAGGAAGGCAUUUUUGCACUGUUGUGGCAGAAAUGUAAUGUCAAGACAAUUAGAGUUUAAGUGUUUGGACUGUUACUAAGGACCUCCUAUUAAUUACUUGCAUUCUCAGAAUCAAGACAAAAAAACCCAGAAGAUUCUUUUUAAUAACUUUUUUUGAGAGGUUUUUGCUAUAGGGCACAUAUGCUCGCCAGAUAGACAGACACAGAGAGAAAGAA
Tupaia belangeri chinensis (Chinese tree shrew) is the source of this 2734-nucleotide messenger RNA. Its product is annotated as actin-binding protein IPP. The record is from RefSeq and is a predicted model, not a curated record. Lineage: Eukaryota; Metazoa; Chordata; Mammalia; Scandentia; Tupaiidae. Gene Ontology annotation, molecular function: actin binding.